This is a messenger RNA of Sphaerulina musiva SO2202, 1298 nucleotides long. Its product is annotated as ribosomal biogenesis regulatory protein. The coding region runs from base 233 to 808 and encodes 191 amino acids. Gene Ontology annotation, molecular function: protein binding. The record is from RefSeq and is a predicted model, not a curated record. The transcript has 2 exons. Gene Ontology annotation, biological process: endonucleolytic cleavage in ITS1 to separate SSU-rRNA from 5.8S rRNA and LSU-rRNA from tricistronic rRNA transcript (SSU-rRNA, 5.8S rRNA, LSU-rRNA); ribosomal large subunit export from nucleus; ribosomal large subunit biogenesis. Gene Ontology annotation, cellular component: nucleolus; nucleus; preribosome, large subunit precursor. NCBI's taxonomy places the organism in Eukaryota, Fungi, Ascomycota, Dothideomycetes, Mycosphaerellales, Mycosphaerellaceae.
UCGAGCUUGCAUUGGGAUUCUACACGAGGUCGAUGGGAGUACUCACACACUCAACCCGUCAGAUUCAUCCUUGCCUUGUUGCCGUAAGGACCCACCUUUGCGGCCCGCUCUCACUAGCAGCGCACGGCCAUAUCGGUGAUAAGCCAUCAGCAACUUUCGAAACUUUUGUUCGCAAAAACCAGACACUUUCACAUCUCUCUCUCACCGUCCAUACGAAACCAUCAUCAACAACAUGGCAACAACAUCCUCUCCCGACAACGGUGAAGCGCAACCCUACACCUUCGACCUCGGCAACCUGCUCAUCCAAGACCCCAACCCUGUGCCCUCGCACACCACCCCCAGCGAAAAAGAAUCCAUCCUCAGCGCCCUCGCCCAAAAAUGCGCACAAGCCCUAAUCCACCAACUCCUCUCACAACCCAUCACGCGCGACGACAAAGACGGAAGUUUACAAAUUUCCCUCCCAGCCCCCGAAUUCCCCUUGCCUCGCGAAAAACCCAUUCCGAAAGAAAAAGAAAAGACCAAAUGGGAGAAAUUUGCCGCCAAAAAGGGAAUUAAAGCUUCGAGAAAGGAUGGAAAGAAAGUCUGGGAUGAGGAGAUGGGUGAAUGGAGAGAUAAAUAUGGAUUUGGAGCGAGAGUGUUGAAGAGAAAUCCGGGAGAGGUGGAGAGGGAUUGGGUGCAGGAGGUGGAUGAGAAAAAGGAUGCUGCGAAGAAGGAGGAAGGGGAGAAGAAAGGGCAUGGAGGGAAACGUAAGGGAAUGGGCGAUAAUGCGAAUCGGGACAGAAAAUUGUCCAAGAAGAGUCGGAAGUGAUGAUUCCAAGCCCCUCACCACAAUUUGUGAGGAGGGUGUGGAAAUAAAAGGUAUACGCGCAUAUCUCAGGAGGGUAGAGAACUAUUUACCAAGGUCGAGGUAGUUCGGAGAGGGCAUUUCUUGGGUUCGGGACCUCCUCUUUUUCCAACAAACCUUCGACAACAGGUUCGCCAAAGUGACAAUGGCCUCCAUGAGUGUGUGUGUGUGUGUGUGUGUGAGAGAGAGAGUAAUAUGUCGGCAAAAGCAAACUACUCUGUCUGCAUUUGCGACCAAAAGAACAACAAAAACUGGUUGUCUCUCUCACGAGAAGAUGAUUGCAUGAUACCUGAGCGAGAGGAAAUUCCGUGUGCGGAAAAGCUGCGCGCAUCGAAGAUAUACGACCGCAAAUCAAAAACCAAGCGAGAGAGAGAGAGAGAGAGAGAGAGAGAGAGAGAGAGAGAGAGAGAGAGAGAGAGAGAGAGAGAGAGAGAGAAAGAGAGAGAGAGAAAGA